UAAUUAACCCUUUCAUUACAGGGUCAGUCAUCACCUGCGGCAUCCUCUUGUGUUAAAGGCUCCUCUGAGAUUCAGGAUGAUGGCAGAGAUUCGUCGUCUACCCAGAGUCCUCCAGUGAUUCGGCCGCCGCCGAGAAAAACCAGUCGCCGCUUGUGGCGCAGACAACUGGACAGCAGCAGCUCAGACAACAGCCCGAUGACCGCCACAGUUAACAGACAGAGACCGGCGAAAACAGACACACACAGUCACAACAGAAGUUCGUUUUCUUUCGCUGAUGUUUCAAGCGAGUCAACUGAGUUUGAUUUCCCUGACAUUGUUUCUAGUGCAAUCCAAGAAGCUCAUGCACACAGAAACAUUAACAGCCACGAUCCAUCUGAUCUCAAACCGGAUGAGGAAUCAACUCACAAACCUCUUAAGAUCACCGAGACGAACACAGAUGAACAUGAAAAGCCUGACACAGCAUCACCGCACUCUGAAGCCUCUUUGGAUUCACGGCUGAAGACCUUUAAAGAAGAUCUCAAACACUGUGAAGAUGCCACUGAGAUGAAACAAGAGUCAGUUCAGUUCAAGAGUCCUUCACCCGUCAGAAACACACAGUCUAACGCAGACGCUCUCCAGAAACCAGACACUCCCAGACCAAAGUCAAGUGUGAAAUGGAAGAACGUUAUGAUGCAGAGAGCACUGUGCUCUUUUACCUUUCCGUCUGAGGAUCAGGAUCCAACAGAUGAAUCCUGGAGCAGACUUACGCUGGAGGACGACUCGAGAGACUCAGAAAGAGCUGACGUGACGCCUGAAUGUCCUGAGAAACCAGCCGAAGAUAACGUCAAGAACCGAGCUGCGGGAGACGCUUGCAUACCACAGGUGCUUAUAACUACAGGAUAG
This is a messenger RNA of Carassius carassius (crucian carp), 882 nucleotides long. RefSeq lists its product as uncharacterized. The coding region runs from base 196 to 882 and encodes 228 amino acids. The record is from RefSeq and is a predicted model, not a curated record. The transcript is spliced from 2 exons. Lineage: Eukaryota; Metazoa; Chordata; Actinopteri; Cypriniformes; Cyprinidae.